UGGAAUGGGCAGUGCCAUGGGCCUGUGAGUAACAGCUGAACACUUGUAAAGAAGACUGGGGUCUGGACUGGCCACGGGGCUUGCGCUUUGAAGGCACAAUACGUUUUCAAGCCACUCCGGGAGAGGGAGCCAGCAACGACAACACAAUCAGCGCAGCCAAGGAGACCGGUUAAAAACUUUCCUCCAAAUUCCCGACUCAGAGAGGGGUAGAAAAGAAGGGGAGAAGCGCCAAACAAAAGCAUUCUUAGCUUCCAGCAAAACAAUAACUUUGGGAAAAUAAUUUACUUCAAAUACAAAUUCAAUGAGAUAGGCGUAACGGAACGCGUCUCCAGCAAGAAUCCGCUACUUUUAUUCAACAUUCUGAAUACUUAAAACCACGGAUUGAGUGCUGCAGCAACACUGAAUGAAACAAAGUUUCGUUAAAAAAAAACAGAAUGGAAACGAAAAUGCGAAUCACGUGGGCACUUCUUCCACUUGGUUUUCUACUUCACUGUACUCAUGCGGAUCCAACUCUCUUCAAGUCUACAACUUCAAAGGUCAACAUAGCCACUAUCCACACCCCUGUUUCUGAUCCAGUCACCAACUCCACACAAAAUGACAUUUCCACCCAUACAGUUACCUCCUCCAGUCUAAUCAAUGGGACCGGGACUACACGAGCCACCAUGAUUACUGCUGGACUGGACUCCACUAGCUCCACCGGAACCCACACACAGACCACCACUAGCUCCACCGGAACCGACGCCCAGACCACCACUAGCUCCACCGGAACCGACGCACAGACCACCACUAGUUCCACCGAAACCCACACCACCGCGCAAUUCACUAGCUCCUCAGGAACCCUCACCCAGACCACCACUAUCUCCACCGGAACCGACGCCCAGACCACCACUAGCUCCACCGGAACCGACACACAGACCACCACUAGCUCCACCGAAACCCACACCACCGCGCAAUUCGCUAGCUCCUCAGGAACCCUCACCCAGACCACCACUAGCUCCGCCGGAACGCCUCACUCCACUGCAGUCACACCGGUGGGUGGGCGACAUACUCCAAUCCUUACAACCCCAUGGUCAAGGUCGUCCUCUCCAUCCCAGCAACCUUCCACAUCCAGCCCUGUGAGUUCAGGAAGCAGUUUUGCUAUCACCACAACCCGUGCACAGGGAGGAAUGGUGUUAACAACCACGACGGCCACUACCACAAGUCCUCCCAAGAGCUUUAUGUUUGUCAUGUCCAAAAGAAAUGAAGAGAAUCAUGAGAAGAAGGACCUGGAGGCGCUGUGUCGACACCUGAUGUCUCAAAUGCACGACGCUAACUGUACUCUGGCUGCGAGAGAGAACAAUGGACAAACCACCGUUGACAGUGUGGUAAUUACCGGCAAAGUGGACAACGCUGUCGUCCAGCAAUACUAUGAGAAAAUCACCAGAAAACAAAGUGACAACAUGACCCUGAUUGCCAUUUUGGCAUCCUGCGGAGCUCUGCUGGCCAUGAUUGUAGGCUUCGCCCUUUACGCCGCAUACCACCGCAAGUCCUAUCGGAAGAACCAACAACACCUGACAGAGGAGAUGCAGACGGUGGAGAACGGUUACCACGACAACCCCACAUUGGAGGUGAUGGAGGUGCAGCAGGAGAUGCAGGAGAAGAAGGUGGCCCUGAAUGGAGAGUUCAACGACAGCUGGAUUGUCCCCAUCGACAACCUGCUCAAAGAAGACAUGCCAGAUGAGGAGGACACUCACCUGUAGAGGGGGACCGGAACAGACAGGGAUGCUACUAUAUUCCCUCGACCAACUGACUCUCCCUUCCCUGCACCGUUACAAGGGCCCUGUUUAGUAGAGGGUUCUAGCUCCAAACGUUGCAGGUAGAAAUGUAUUCUAUAUAGAAUGUAUACAACCUUAAAUAAUGGGAUUUGAGAAAUUGCACAAUUGUGACAGUUCUAUGCAAUGCAUUUCUAUCCGCAACACUUUUAAUGUUCCUCCCCAUUGAACCAGACCCAAGGCAACAACACACAGACACCACCUGACAAAUCUGGAGAAAAUAACACCCAGAGGAUGACAGGUACUGGAAACCCAUCCGGCCUAAACGGGUGUCUGAGUCCCAUCGCUGUGGCCAUGGAAAAGUAACAGGCCAUUUGGAGAAUACUACACCAAUCAACAUUGUGCCUAGUUUUAGGAGAUAUUCAAUAAAUAUUUGGGAAAUGUAACUCUCAAACAUACACAAUCCCAUUUUAAGCGCCAUUGAGUGUUUAAGGUACUUGAUGUACCGCUACAUAGUUAUUGAUUUAAUUGGGAAAACCAAACACUCAAACCACCAAUAUUUCAGGGUGGAGUGUAUGAACUAAAAUCUGCAUGUUCUUUAUGCUGUAAUCAAUGUAAUCCACAAAAGUGCAUUGAAUUGUACACCUGAGCACCUGUACAUAGUAUUUUCUUAUAUUUUCAGAGAAAAUGGAAGCUGAAACUUUGUAAUACUGUAACACUACUUGCCUUUAUGGUUAAAUCUCAAUAGUAUUGAUUUAAAGAAAAUGACCUCAGGAUAAAGUGAAAUAAUCAUCCUGGUGAAUGAAUUAAACUACUAGUGAAUCUCAGCUCUGACGACCUGGCAGUGGCUGCUGUAUAGAAGCCAUAUACUGGUGAAACAACGGGGUCCCUGGAGACACUGCUGGGACAGGAGCUUCUACAGAUAUAAAGGGGAAAAACACUGUAAAUAGUCAUUUGAAAGUUCUAAAGAAUUUUACCUAGGGCCGGUUUCCUGGACAUAGAUAAAGCCUAGCCUUGGACUUUAGAGCCCUUUCAACUAGGCUUUUUAGUCUAGGACUGGGGUUACUCUAUCAGGGAGGCUGGACCCUAAAGAUACAGUUGAAGUCGGAAGUUUACAUACACUCAGGUUGGAGUCAUUAAAACUCAUUUUUCAACCACUUCACAAAUGUCUUGUUAACAAACUAUAGUUUUGGCAAGUCGGUUAGGACAUCUA
This is a messenger RNA of Oncorhynchus tshawytscha (Chinook salmon), 2964 nucleotides long. Its product is annotated as podocalyxin. Gene Ontology annotation, cellular component: apical plasma membrane; microvillus membrane. Bases 435 to 1739 code for a protein of 434 amino acids. Lineage: Eukaryota; Metazoa; Chordata; Actinopteri; Salmoniformes; Salmonidae. Gene Ontology annotation, biological process: positive regulation of cell-cell adhesion mediated by integrin; regulation of microvillus assembly; cell migration. The record is from RefSeq and is a predicted model, not a curated record. The transcript is spliced from 8 exons.